AUGUCACCUUCGAUAACGUCUAUGAAGACCUGUUGCAUCUGGACUCAUGAUGCAACAACAAUGGACAGGCAGCUGGAGAAGUCUACAAUAUCAGGCGAGGAAACCCAGGACACGGAAACAACAACAAAGUCGGCAAGGGACGGAACAACAAAAAGGACAAAAAGGAUCUCACAUGCACAUGGUUCACCAAGAAUGGCGAAUAUGCAAAAGGCCACACGCACAAAGACUGCCGGAAACUCAAAGCUUUCAGGGAUAAAGAGAGUUCCGCUGCAUCUGGCAACAUCAACGUCGCAUCCGUUACUGCAUUUCACACAAAACUAG
This is a messenger RNA of Morchella sextelata, 321 nucleotides long. RefSeq lists its product as uncharacterized. Bases 1 to 321 code for a protein of 106 amino acids. The record is from RefSeq and is a predicted model, not a curated record. The transcript has a single exon. NCBI's taxonomy places the organism in Eukaryota, Fungi, Ascomycota, Pezizomycetes, Pezizales, Morchellaceae.